AUGACUGUCAUAUUAGCUCUCUUUUACAAAGAUAUUAAUAGUAGUUGCUAUUCGAGUGAUGGAAAAACACUUCAAGAAGUUACUGAUCCAUCACCUUAUCUUAGAAUAUCAGCUAAAUGUGAAAUUAUACAAGUCAACUGCUUUUAUAAUCUAAGUUCCUUAAAAUCAUUUUCAUUUGAAGAUAAUACUAACUUAACAACUAUAGGAGAAAAUAGUUUUUACCUUUGUCUGAAUCUUACUCUUAUUAAUCUAUCUUCUUGCAAAAAACUAACAAAAAUUUCUUCAUAUGCUUUUUACGAUUGCGAUCAAGUUACUGAAGUCUUUUUACCAAAAAGAGUUCUUGAAAUCGGUUCUUAUGCUUUUUAUGAUGAUGUAAGGAUAACAAGAAUUCUUAUUCCAGCAUCAGUGGAAAGAAUCAAUAAAGGUGCAUUUAGUACUACCGAUCUGCGCGAUCUUGAAUUUGAAGAAGGAUCAAAUUUAACAUCAAUAGAAGCCAAUGCUUUUGAACAGACUAAAUUUACUUCUUUUGAAAUUCCUGAAAGUGUUACAAAAGUCAGUGGUAUCGCAUUUAAUUAUCGUGAAUUACCAACUAUAACAAUUCAUCGUAAAAAUAAACAUUUAGUAAUUGAAAGCAACAAACUUUUUUCAUCAAAUAAAAGCAUUUUGUUUUUAUUUCUUAAUAGAAAUCUCAAUAGUUAUGUAAUUCCUGAAUCCGUCACAGUUCUUGGAGAGUACAGUUUUUAUAUGAAUGAAAUAACUUCAAUCACUCUUCACAAUUCUGUAACAACUCUUAAAGAUUAUUGCUUUUACUUUUGUUCUAAUCUGAUAACAUUGACAAUUCCAGAAAGCGUGAAAUAUAUUGGAGAAGGAGCAUUCACGUCUUGUACUAGUUUAAUCAAUGUCACAUUUUUAGGUCAGGUUGAUCAACUUGGUCUGUAUAUAUGUAGUGAUUGCAGAGCUCUCGAACUCAUUAUUUUCCCUAAUUCACCAACAAUCUUUGAUGCAUUUUAUUUAAUUAGUAGUGAUAUACAAAACGUAAGAAUGGCAUUCACCCACAAAACAUUAUUUUCAUAUGUUUCAAUUCAAACAAAUGUGAAUAUUUCAGUUUCAUAUCUAGAUAACCCAAAUCUCAUUAUUACAACAAAUUUACUAGUAAUGAAUUAUGACCAAACUAUAUUAUAUGAAUUUUAG
Trichomonas vaginalis G3 is the source of this 1191-nucleotide messenger RNA. Its product is annotated as ribonuclease inhibitor domain-containing protein. The record is from RefSeq and is a predicted model, not a curated record. The transcript has a single exon. Lineage: Eukaryota; Parabasalia; Trichomonadida; Trichomonadidae. Bases 1 to 1191 code for a protein of 396 amino acids.